Molecule: messenger RNA, 7722 nt
Organism: Coregonus sp. 'balchen'
Lineage: Eukaryota; Metazoa; Chordata; Actinopteri; Salmoniformes; Salmonidae
Source: the annotation of a GenBank genome assembly
AUGAUGCUCCAACAGGCUGGCUCUGUGCAGCUCCUUUGCCUCACGGCUAACAGCGGGGUUCCCCUCUUCACCCGGAGGGCCUCCAAGUAGCUCCUCUUCUCCAUCCUCAUCUCCCGGAACAGGGUGCACAUGUUCAGAGUGGGCCAGGGGAUGGUGCUGGCCAGCUGUGAGACAGACUGUGGAGGCAGUGUGGUGUGGAGGGAGUUUCAGGACAGCAUGAUGCUCAUAGCGGUGAGCAGCGGUGGACAGGCCCAGCAGGGAGAUGGUAGUGGUGCAGGGGAGGGAGACCUCCACCUGCGGUUCCUGCUGGAGAACAUAUGGAACUGUAUGGUGCUGGUGCAGGACCUGCUUCAAGAGGCCCUGGACGGAUUCACCCAGGCUGCAGACAGUGGGUUUGGCUGCCUGAUGAUCCACAGACGGAUAGCUGCCGCCAAAUGGUGGCAUUUGGCGCAGCAGGAAAUAGUAUUAGUAGUAUUUAUUGGGAUCCUCAAUUAGCCGCUGCCAAGGCAGCAGCUACUCUUCCUGGGGUUCGAACAGAAAGCAAAACAACAAAUAAAAUACAUCAUAUAUAUCAUAUACAUAACACUACAUAAUAUUACAUAAUCUCCUGCCUCUGCCUCACGCUUCAGAAACGGAACAUGGCUCCUGCCCUAUAAGCCGUUCCAGAUCUUGAGUAUUUUUGGGGGUAUUUAUUAGGAUCCCCAAUUAGCUGCUGCUGAGGCAGCGGCUACACUUCCUGGGGUCCGAACAGGAAACAACACAACAAAUAAAAUACAUAAUAUACAGAAAUAUACAUCCAUAGCACUACAUUUGCAUUACAAUUUAGCCAUUCAGAAGAUGCUCCCAUCCAGAGCGACCCACAGCUAGUGCAUUCAUCUUAAGAUAGCCAGGUGAAACAACCACAUAUCACAGUCGUAUCCCAACCACAUAUCACAUACAUAAUACAAUACAAAAUGUAGAAGAAUGUCUGUGCCCCUCUUUACCUGGGGUGACAGAGAGUUCCAUGUGGUCAUGGCUCUAUUUAAUACUGUACAUUUCCCAUCCUCUGUUCUGGACCUGGGGACUGUGAAGAGACCUCUGAUUGCAUGACUUGUGUUGUACCAAUGAGUGUCCGAACUGUGUGCCAACUGCUUUAACAGACAGUUUGGGACCUUCAACACCUUGCACAAAGACCAAUAGUGAUGCAGUCAAUCUCUCCUCAACUUUGAGCCAGGAAAGAUUGACAUGCAUGUUACUGGCAUUCACCCUCCGUGUACAUCUAAGUGCAAUACAUGCGGCUCUGUUCUGGACCAACUGCAAUUAACCAAUGUCCCUCUUUGCUGCACAUGACCAUACAACUGGGCAGUAGUCCAGGUGCGACAAAACUAGGGCCUGUCGACUGAUGUCAAGCAGAGCAAAGCCUUAUCAGACCUCUUCCCAUUUUAGCAACCAUUGAGUCUAUAUGUUUUGACCAUGACAACUUGCUAUCUAGGGUUACACCCAGCAGUUUAGUCUCCUCAUCUUGCUCAAUUGCCACAUUUACUCAAUAAUAGAUCUAAAUGAGGUUUAGCAUUGAGCGAGUGAUUUGUCCCAAAAUCGCUGCUUUUAGUUUUUUUGAUAUUUAGCACUGGCCUAUUGCUAGUUGCCCAUUCUAAUACUGACUGGAGCUCUAUGUUAAGGGUGUCAGUUACUUAUUUUACUGUCAUAGCCGAAGUGUAUACUGUUGAGUCGUCAGCAUACAGUGGGGGAAAAAAGUAUUUAGUCAGCCACCAAUUGUGCAAGUUCUCCCACUUAAAAAGAUGAGAGAGGCCUGUAAUUUUCAUCAUAGGUACACGUCAACUAUGACAGACAAAUUGAGAAUUUUUUUCUCCAGAAAAUCACAUUGUAGGAUUCUUUAUGAAUUUAUUUGCAAAUUAUGGUGGAAAAUAAGUAUUUGGUCACCUACAAACAAGCAAGAUUUCUGGCUCUCACAGACCUGUAACUUCUUCUUUAAGAGGCUCCUCUGUCCUCCACUCGUUACCUGUAUUAAUGGCACCUGUUUGAACUUGAACUUGUUAUCAGUAUAAAAGACACCUGUCCACAACCUCAAACAGUCACACUCCAAACUCCACUAUGGCCAAGACCAAAGAGCUGUCAAAGGACACCAGAAACAAAAUUGUAGACCUGCACCAGGCUGGGAAGACUGAAUCUGCAAUAGGUAAGCAGCUUGGUUUGAAGAAAUCAACUGUGGGAGCAAUUAUUAGGAAAUGGAAGACAUACAAGACCACUGAUAAUCUCCCUCGAUCUGGGGCUCCACGCAAGAUCUCACCCCGUGGGGUCAAAAUUAUCACAAGAACGGUGAGCAAAAAUCCCAGAACCUGCAGAGAGCUGGGACCAAAGUAACAAAGCCUACCAUCAGUAACACACUAUGCCGCCAGGGACUCAAAUCCUGCAGUGCCAGACGUGUCCCCCUGCUUAAAGCUAGUACAUGUCCAGGCCCGUCUGAAGUUUGCUAGAGUGCAUUUGGAUGAUCCAGAAGAGGAUUGGGAGAAUGUCAUAUGGUCAGAUGAAACCUAAAUAGAACUUUUUGGUAAAAACUCAACUCGUCGUGUUUGGAGGACAAAGAAUGCUGAGUUCCAUCCAAAGAACACCAUACCUACUGUAAAGCAUGGGGGUGGAAACAUCAUGCUUUGGGGCUGUUUUUCUGCAAAGGGACCAGGACGACUGAUCCGUGUAAAGGAAAGAAUGAAUGGGGCCAUGUAUCGUGAGAUUUUGAGUGAAAACUUCCUUCCUUCAGAAAGGGCAUUGAAGAUGAAACGUGGCCGGGACUUUCAGCAUGACAAUGAUCCCAAACACACCGCCCGGGCAACGAAGGAGUGGCUUCGUAAGAAGCAUUUCAAGGUCCUGGAGUGGCCUAGCCAGUCUCCAGAUCUCAACCCCAUAGAAAAUCUUUGGAGGGAGUUGAAAGUCCGUGUUGCCCAGUGACAGCCCCAAAACAUCACUGCUCUAGAGGAGAUCUGCAUGGAGGAAUGGGCCAAAAUACCAGCAACAGUGUGUGAAAACCUUGUGAAGACUUACAGAAAACGUUUGACCUGUGUCAUUGCCAACAAAGACUAUAUAACAAAGUAUUGAGAAACUUUUGUUAUUGAUCAAAUACUUAUUUUCCACCAUAAUUUGCAAAUAAAUUCAUUAAAAAUCCUACAAUGUGAUUUUCUGGAGAAAAAUUUCUUUCUAAUUUUGUCUGUCAUAGUUGACGUGUACCUAUGAUGAAAAUUACAGGCCUCUCUCAUCUUUUUAAGUGGGAGAACUUGCACAAUUGGUGGCUGACUAAAUACUUUUUUCCCCCACUGUACAUAGACACACAGGCUUUAUUCAUGGUCAGUGGAAGGUCAUUAUUAAAAACAGAAAACAAUAAUGGCCCAAGCUGGCUGCCUUGCGGUACACCACACUCAACCGAAUUUUAAUUGGAGAGGCUUCCAUUAAAGAAAUCCCUCAUUGUUGUAUUAGAUACAUUAGGUAACUCUCAAUCCAUGAUAAGGCAGAGGAUGCAAAUCCAUAACAUCUACAUGAGUGCCCUUCCCUAUAAGCCUGCUGAAAGUCUGUUGUUAAUUUGUUUUCUGUAAAAUAACUUUGUAUUUGGUCAACCACAGCUUUUUCAAAAUGUUUGCUAAGCACUGGAUGACAGGCUGAUUGGAACCGUUAAAGGAUGCUCUGCUAUUCUUGGGCAGUGGAAUUACCUUUGCCUCCCUCCAGGCCUGAGGGCACACACCGUCUUCUAGGCUUAACUUGAAGAUGUGGCAAACAGGAGUCGCAAUGUAUUUCGUACCAGAGUUUUUUUUACUAUCAUUCUUUAUUUCAUUUAUCUUUGUUUCAUAGUAUAGUUUCUUCUUCUUUUUGUUUAGUUAUGUGAUUUCACAAUGUACUGUAUGUUUUGCUAGUCUGUUGCUAUUCUCUUUUCCUCAUCCCUCUCAGCCAUAGAGUUUUUUUUAAAUUAAUCAUCUAUCCAUGGGGAUUUGGCAGUUCUAACCGUCAGUUUCUUCAUGGGCGCAUGCCUAUCAGUAACCGGAAGAAGCAGUUUCAUAAAUGUUUCAAGUGUGGCGUCAGGUUGUUCCUCAUGACACACAUCAGACCAAAUAUUUUUCACAUCUUUGUCAUAGGAAUCAUUGUAAAACCUAUUGUAUGAUCGCUUAUACAUAAUCUUAGGUCCAGUCUUUGGAACUUUGGUUUUUCUAGAUAUGGCUAUUACAUUAUGACCACUACAUCAGAUAGGUGUGGACACUGCUUUACAGCAGAUUUCUGCCACAUAAGUAAAGAUGUGAUCAAUACACGUGAAUGAUUUAGUUCCUGUUCUGUUUGUAAAUACCCUGGUAGGUUGACUGAUAACCUGAACCAGAUUACAAGAAUCGGUUACAGCUUCAAGCAUAUUUUUGAGUGGAUGGCUUGAAGACAACCAGUCAAAAUGUAGGUCACCCAGAAAACAUACCUUCUCUGUUGAUAUCACAUACAUUAUCUAGCAUUUCACACAUAGUCCAAAUACUGACUUUUAGCACUCAGUGGUCUAUAACAACUUCCUAUGAGAAUAGGCUUUAGGUGAGACAGAUGAACCUGUAGCCUUAUUAUUUCUUCAUCUGCCAUAAGAUCUUCUCUCAGCCUAACAGGAAUAUGACUCUGGACAUACAGUGGGGAGAACAAGUAUUUGAUACACUGCUGAUUUUGCAGGUUUUCCUACUUACAAAGCAUGUAGAGGUCUGUAAUUUUUAUCAUAGGUACACUUCAACUGCGAGAGACGAAAUCUAAAACAAAAAUCCAGAAAAUCACAUUGUGUAAGUAAUUAAUUUGCAUUUUAUUGCAUGAAAUAAGUAUUUGAUACAUCAGAAAAGCAGAACUUAAUAUUUGGUACAGAAACCUUUGUUUGCAAUUACAGAGAUUAUACGUUUCCUGUAGGUCUUGACCAGGUUUGCACACACUGCAGCAGGGAUUUUGGCCCACUCCUCCAUACACACCUUCUCCAGAUCCUUCAGGUUUCGUGGCUGUCGCUGGGCAAUACGGACUUUCAGCUCCCUCCAAAGAUUUUCUAUUGGGUUCAGGUCUGGAGACUGGCUAGGCCACUCCAGGACCUUAAGAUGCUUCUUACGGAGCCACUCCUUAGUUGCCCUGGCUGUGUGUUUCGGGUCGUUGCCACGACCCAUCUUCAAUGCUCUUACUGAGUGAAGGAGGUUGUUGGCCAAGAUCUCGCGAUACAUGGCCCCAUCCAUCCUCCCCUCAAUACGGUGCAGUCGUCCUGUCCCCUUUGCAGAAAAGCAUCCCCAAAGAAUGAUGUUUCCACCUCCAUGCUUCACGGUUGGGAUGGUGUUCUUGGGGUUGUACUCAUCCUUCUUCUUCCUCCAAACACCACGAGUGGAGUUUAGACCAAAAAGCUCUAUUUUUUUUCUCAUCAGACCACAUGACCUUCUCCCAUUCCUCCUCUGGAUCAUCCAGAUGGUCAUUGGCAAACUUCAGACGGGCCUGGACAUGUGCUGGCUUGAGCAGGGGGACCUUGCGUGUGCUGCAGGAUUUUUAUCCAUAAUGGCGUAGUGCAUUACUAAUGGUUUUCUUUGAGACUGUGGUCCCAGCUCUCUUCAGGUCAUUGACCAGGUCCUGCCGUGUAGUUCUGAGCUGAUCCCUCACCUUCCUCAUGAUCAUUGAUGCCCCACGAGGUGAGAUCUUGCAUGGAGCCCCAGACCGAGGGUGAUUGACCGUCAUCUUGAACUUCUUCCAUUUUCCUUCUCACCAAGCUGCUUGCCUAUUGUCCUGUAGCCCAUCCCAGCCUUGUGCAGGUCUACAAUUUUAUCCCUGAUGUCCUUACACAGCUCUCUGGUCUUGGCCAUUGUGGAGAGGUUGGAGUCUGUUUCAUUGAGUGUGUGGACAGGUGUCUUUUAUACAGGUAACAAGUUCAAACAGGUGCAGUUAAUACAGGUAAUGAGUGGAGAACAGGGGGGCUUCUUAAAGAAAAACUAACAGGUCUGUGAGAGCCGGAAUUCUUACUGGUUGGUAGGUGAUCAAAUACUUAUGUCAUGCAAUAAAAUGCAAAUUAAUUACUUAAAAAUCAUACAAUGUGAUUUUCUGGACUUUUGUUUUAGAUUCCGCCUCUCACAGUUGAAGUGUACCUAUGAUAAAAAUUACAGACCUCUACAUGCUUUGUAAGUAGGAAAACCUGCAAAAUCGUCAGUGUUUCAAAUACUUGUUCUCCUCACUGUACAUAGAAACACUUCCACCAUUUGCAUUUCUAUCUUUCCUGUAUAUUCUAUAACCAUGUAUAGCUACUACUGCAUCAUCAAAGGAAUGAUUUAAGUGUGUUUCAGAGAUGGCCAGAAUAUGAAUGUUUUCUGAUGUUAGUAAGUUGUCAAUUUCAUUAACCUUGUUUCUCAGGCUACAUAUGUUAAUAUGGGCUAUUUUAGUCCUUUUCUGGGUUGCUUGUUUGUUUUUCGUGCUAUUCUGAGAGGCUGAUCUGAGGCAGACAUGUCAGUGACAUUAGCUUUUUUGUGGGGGGGGUUAGAUUUUUAUUUUUUAUUUUUGAUCAACAAAAACAUACAUAGACAUAAACAAUUGACAACCUAACAUUCACAUACAUUGACAUCACACUUGCUCAGACCCACAUGUUCCCAAUCUAUCCCCACCCAAUGUUGUUUCUAAUGCUUGUAAGACUCUGCCUCAUAUGACUUCAAAUUGUAUUGUUGUUUCUGUCUGUAGACAGAUUUAUUUUCAAUAUUUAAAUAAAGCAUUUGAUUCUUCCAUUAUAUUAACAUGGUAGACAUGUCAGUGUCAUUUACAUUUAAGUCAAUGGUACUGAGUGGGCUGCUCACAGUGGGCUUCUUCUUAAGGCAGACCGUUUCAGUGCAAACAAUGGAAUUCAAUUCUAUGGGCAUAUAAUUAUUGCUGACAAUACCCUGGGAGCUAACAGUUAAAGGAACAUAGAUUAGGUUAGUUACAUUGACUGCACUUAUAUUUCUCAGGGAUAUAAUAUGAUUUCCAUGUCCUUUGUUGCUUAUUAUGACAGGGAGGACUGGAGUGCUACCAACCCCAGACCAUCAGUCUCUUAAGAAGUUCACUAUGUUGAUGGAGAUAAUCCUGGAAACCCUGCGGUUAGGGUGAAUCCCUUCUCUUUUAAAGAAUGUCGUUAAAGCCAAAGUGUGUGACGAUGUACAAGAGUAGUUGGCUAGAACUGUGGGCAGGAGGGAGUUGAUGUCUUGGACAUGGGUGCCUGGCCGUAGGCAGGCCAAAGUCUCUCACCAUCAAGCUGCCCACGAUGACGGUGGUUGUGAUGGAAUCCGAUGGGGAAGGAAGAGGGGGAACAGAAUGGGACUGCCUCAGGCAAGGGGGAGAAGGUGUGCUUCGAUCCAUGCCAGCCUGACUCACCGCACAUGCACCAGUAGCAGCGGAUGGCGUCAGAAUCCCCAACGCUCCCUCACCGGCUCUGUAUCCUGCGACGCCCCUGUCUUCCUGUCCCAGGGCAGCCCCACGGUGGCCCAUUGCCUGCUCCGCUUACAGCUGCCUCCGGGGGUGGACGUGUGCGUGCUGUGUGGCCCCAGUCCCACCAUGCACAGGGCUGAGAGCGAGCUGGUGGGGCGUUUCUGGUCUCCUCUAGUGGAGGCCCUGAGAGGCAGACUGGCUGUGGGAGAGCGCUGCCUGCUAGGCUCUGUGAUCCUCUGCCCUGACAUCCUGGCUCUGCUGCUCAUCAACAGAGUCCCGUCGCUCAGUCCCCCGUGUGAAGACAAUCACCACUAA